AUGGCCGAGGUAGAGCAGAAGAAGCGAACCUUCCGCAAACUCACCUACCGCGGCACAGACUUGGACCAGCUGCUGGACGUGUCCUGCGAGCAGCUGACGCAGCUGUACAGUGCGUGCCAGCGGCGGCAAGUGAACCCGGGCCUGCGCCGGAAACAGCACUCGCUGCUGAAGCGCCUGCGCAAGGCCAAGAAGGAGGCACCGCCCAUGGAGAAGCCGGAAGUGGUGAAGACGCACCUGCGGGACAUGAUCAUCCUGCCCGAGAUGGUGGGCAGCAUGGUGGGCGUCUACAACGGCAAGACCUUCAACCAGGUGGAGAUCAAGCCGGAGAUGAUCGGUCACUACCUGGGCGAGUUCUCCAUCACCUACAAGCUGGUGAAGCACUGCCGGCCCGGCAUCGGGGCCACCCACUCCUCCCGCUUCAUUCCCCUCAAGUAGUGGCUCAGCUAAUAAAGGCACACAUAUCUCCAAAAAAAAAAAAAAAAAGGAAG
Gorilla gorilla gorilla (western lowland gorilla) is the source of this 488-nucleotide messenger RNA. RefSeq names its product small ribosomal subunit protein uS19-like. Bases 1 to 435 code for a protein of 144 amino acids. Gene Ontology annotation, biological process: ribosomal small subunit assembly; translation. Lineage: Eukaryota; Metazoa; Chordata; Mammalia; Primates; Hominidae. The transcript has a single exon. Gene Ontology annotation, cellular component: cytosolic small ribosomal subunit; ribosome. Gene Ontology annotation, molecular function: RNA binding; structural constituent of ribosome. The record is from RefSeq and is a predicted model, not a curated record.